Aedes albopictus (Asian tiger mosquito) is the source of this 24753-nucleotide messenger RNA. RefSeq lists its product as uncharacterized. NCBI's taxonomy places the organism in Eukaryota, Metazoa, Arthropoda, Insecta, Diptera, Culicidae. The transcript is spliced from 2 exons. The record is from RefSeq and is a predicted model, not a curated record. The coding region runs from base 4467 to 7145 and encodes 892 amino acids.
CAGACCCUAUUGGGUUGUUGGCGUUCUUUUUGUUAGUUUGCAUCGCCUGCAUUCGGGUGAGCGAAUGAGUUUUCCCAUGCUUGCUCUACACAUUAAGAUCAGCUCGGUAUUUUCCCCAUCUUUUUACUGAGUUCUCAACAGCAGAUUUAACUCGGUACGCUCGGUUAUCCCUUUUGCUGAAUACUCUGUAAAUAAGUUAACGAGUUCUGCAAAUGAACUGUCAAAAAUUACAGAUGAACGGUUAAUAUCGUUACUGAUGAACGGUAAAUAUUGAUUACCGAGUGUACCGAGUUAAAUCUGCUGUUGAAAACUCAGUAAAAAGAUGAAAAAAUUACAGAACUCAGCGAAAAUUUUACUGAGCUGGAAAAUCAGAAUCUUAGUGUGUACGCCUGCGGCAACGAAAUGAAGGUACAUAGUAAAAAGUGUCGAAUGUUUACAAGACUGGUCGUGAUUUGAUGUACCGCAUCCAUGGGUUUGGUUAAAUUUUACAUUUUACUACCCGGAUCUGAUUCCGGGUAACUACCGGCUGAACCAAAUAUGGUCUAACAUUAUUGUCUUGUUAACUGCUCAUCGGUUAACCAAAAACCUGCAAAUUGAAGGUGUCACAUGCAGGGUUUGACAAUUUCGACGGGACUCUCGGAACCAAUUUCGGAACACUACCAGUUGUCUUUAGUGUGACGUAAGGCUUUUUUUUAGCUAACUGUUCAUCAGGUUAUCGCAAAAGCCACGAUUUGAUGUGUCACAUGCCUGGAUUUGGUUUACUUUUACAUUUGACCUCUUCCGGCCACUCAAAACCGAUUCCGAAACACUUGCUGGCCGUUCAUUAGGUAAUCUAAAAAGCCGCUAUUUGAUGUGACGCAUGUACGGGUUUGUUUCUCUUUCAGAUUUAACCACUUCGGCCGGAACGGGUUCCGGAACACUACUGGUUCAGAUAUGGUCUGAGAUGGUUUUCCUGCUCAUUAUCCAUCAGGUAAUCGAAAAUGCCGUGGUUUGAUGUGCCGCAUGCAAGGGUUUGGUUCAAUUGUAUAUUUGGCCACUUCCAGCGGGUCGCCUAGAACCGGUUCCGGAACACUACCGGUUCAGAUAUGGUCUUAGAUGAUUUUCCUGCUCAUUAUCCAUCAGGUCAUCGAAAAUGCCGUGGUUUGAUUUGCCGCAUGCAUAGGUUUGGUUCAAUUGUAUAUUUGGCCACUUCCAGCGGGACGCCUAAAACCGGUUCCGGAACACUACUGGUUCAGAUAUGAUCUGAGACUAUUUUCCUGUUUACCGCUCAUCAGGUUAUCAAAAAUGUCGUGGUUUGAUGUGUCUCAUGCAUGGGUUUGGUUCACUUUGAUAUUUGCCACUUCCGGCGGAACACCCGGAACCGGUUCCGGAACACUACCGGUUCAGAUAUGGUCGCAUGCAUGGGUUUGGUCCACUUGUAUAUUUGGCCAACUCCAGCGGGACGACUAGAACCGGUUUCGGAACACUACCGGUUCAGAUAUGGUCUGAGAUGAUUUUGCUGCUCAUUAUCCAUCAGGUCAUCGAAAAUGCCGUGGUUUGAUGUGCCGCAUGCAUGGGUUUGGUUCAGUUGUAUAUUUGGCCACUUCCAGCGGGACGACUAGAAUCGGUUCCGGAACACUACCGGUUCAGAUAUGGUCUGAGAUGGUUUUCCUGUUCAUUGUCCAUCAGGUCAUCGAAAAUGCCGUGGUUUGAUGUGUCGCAUGCAUGGGUUUGGUUCAAUUGUAUAUUUGACCACUUCCAGUGGAACGCCUAGAACCGGUUCCGGAACACUAUCGGUUCAGAUAUGGUCUGAGAUGAUUUUCCUGCUCAUUGUCCAAAAGGUCAUCGAAAAUGCCGUGGUUUGAUGUGUCGCUUGCAUAGGUUUGGUACAAUUGUAUAUUUGGCCACUUCCAGCGGGACGCCCAGAACCGGUUCGGGAACACUACCGGUUCAGAUAUGGUCUUAGACUAUUUUUCUGCUUACCGCUCAUCAAGUUAUCGAAAAUGCCGUGGUUUGAUGUGUCGCAUGCAUGGGUUUGAUGCAUUUUCAUAUCUGGUCCCUUCCUGGGGUACCGUUCCGGAACACCUAAAUGGUCAUAUCUCCGAAACGGCUGAACCGAUCCGAACCAUUUUCAAUAGGAAAUAAUGGGACCAGAUUCCGCGUCGAAUGAACCGCCGGUCAUUGAAAUCGGAUGAGGUUUACUGCCAAAAAGUGAUGUGAGUUUUUUUGUACACACACAUACACACACAUACACACACACAGACAUCACCUCAAUUCGUCGAGCUGAGUCGAUUGGUAUAUGUGAUUUGACCCUCCGGGCCUUCUAUCAAAAAGUCAUUUUUGGAGUGAACAUAUAGCCUUUCCAGUACACUUAGUGUACGAGAAAGGCAAAACCUUGAAUGCUUCAUUUUCACAACUUAGCAUAUUUCUGACAAGAUUAGGUAAUUUUCCUCUUGGUUUUCUGACCAACUUAUGUGACCGCAAGAAGUUUCCUUUGGCAUCAUCAACAGGUUCUAAAAAGAGUUCCUGAUGGUAUACUUAUUUCAAGAUCAUAGAUAGAUCGUUUCUCAUGUGCUACAAAAACCGCAGAAAUAGCACAUAAGAUUGCUUCUGAGAUAUUUUGCUUAGUUUUUGAAGAUACAUUCCUUGUAGGAUAUUUGGUGAUAUGAAUAUCCAUGAUAAGUUUUUUUUUAGAAAAAUACAAUUCCAUGGGCUGCAAAACGGUGAGUCGAUAAGGAGAGCAUCCAACAUAGCUCUGGUCCUCACAAGUUCCUACCUCAUGCUUCCACGGGUCAAACGAUGACAAAGACCGCCAGCUAAGAGUUGUGUGCUUAGCUGGUAGUGCAGCCUGGGCACUGUUGUCCUUCUGACUUCAGCUAGAUUGAGGAGGUACGAUCCGAGCGUCUGUUCACCAAGGAGGUGCGGCUCAAACAGCGUCUGUUCUGGCAUCCAGCGGCUGAGUAUGAAAUGCUGUAUUGCGUCAGCUAUACCUAAGAAGGCAGCCCCUUCAACGCAAUGUAGGCAGCGCGGCCCCGGUAAGGUAGCCUGCUGAAAACCUUCAAACACCCAGAAAAGCAAUAGUAGAGUAAACGGAUUGAUUCAACGGCAACAGACCCGGCAACGAAUAAAGGACAACGAUUGGAAAGUCGGAUCUUGGAACGUGAGAACUUUGAAUGAACCCGCACGUGUUGGGCUCCUGGCUCGUGAACUGCGUAAUGUCGGCGUUAAUGUGGCCGCUAUCCAGGAGAUACGCUGGCCCAAAACUGGAGAACGCGAAUUCCGAGCGGUGGAUCCUGUAGGAAGAUAGAUAGAUAAAAUGAAUUAUUUGGUACAAGAUUAGAUGCUUUAUAAAUUAAUUUGUUGGAAAUACUUCAAUAACAAUUCAAGUAGAAAAAGCUACAGGAUUUGCAUCAGUGUUUACAUUUACGGCAAACAACGGGAGAGCGGAAUCAAGCCGCGCUAGCAUGCUGUGAACGAAUUCGAUAACGGGAACAUGCUUCGGUUUGGUGCGCUGGUGUGUGUGGCAUCCGGGUGCUUGAAUGACGAGAAGAACGACGAUGACGACAACAAGGGAGCGAGAAUGAACAAGACGUUGAAUGAGUCAGUUUUGUGUGAGAUGUUGUGUUGAACAGUUGUUGCGAAGCUCCGCUGGUAUGCGAAAUAAAAAAAAAUAAUGAGAAUUUAAAAAAGUGCGUUUAUGUUGAUUAGACGAGAAGAAUUCCUACAAUGGCACAGCCGGUAGGAUUUAAGUGUGCUUUGUAUGGUGCAGCAAACAAAACGAAAAAAAUCGAAAAUGUGGAUUCCGUUCUUAUUAACAUAUAUUUUGCAGCUUAUUUUUUAUUUUUUUAUAUCUUUCAAAUUUUAAAUGUUUCAAAUUAGGACUUUUGUAACAGUAUUGAGCAAAAUCAUAAAAAGUUCAUCAUAUUACAUCUGUUUUCAAGAGUAGGGGAGAAGGAGGAUGUAGGAAGAUAGAUAGAUAAAAUGAAUUAUUUGGUACAAGAUUAGAUGCUUUAUAAAUUAAUUUGUUGGAAAUACUUCAAUAACAAUUCAAGUAGAAAAAGCUACAGGAUUUGCAUCAGUGUUUACAUUUACGGCAAACAACGGGAGAGCGGAAUCAAGCCGCGCUAGCAUGCUGUGAACGAAUUCGAUAACGGGAACAUGCUUCGGUUUGGUGCGCUGGUGUGUGUGGCAUCCGGGUGCUUGAAUGACGAGAAGAACGACGAUGACGACAACAAGGGAGCGAGAAUGAACAAGACGUUGAAUGAGUCAGUUUUGUGUGAGAUGUUGUGUUGAACAGUUGUUGCGAAGCUCCGCUGGUAUGCGAAAUAAAAAAAAAUAAUGAGAAUUUAAAAAAGUGCGUUUAUGUUGAUUAGACGAGAAGAAUUCCUACAGAUCCCAUCGCCAACACUUCAUUCAAGUACCACAUCUACUACAGCGGCGGCGAUAAGGCAGAACGUGGAGUUGGCUUUAUAGUGAUCGGGAAGCAGAUGAAGCGAGUUAUUCGGUGGAAGCCGAUAAGCGACCGAAUCUGUGUGUUGAGGAUGAAGGGCAAGUUCUUCAACUACAGCCUGAUCAGCAUCUAUGCGCCAACGAACGACAAACCCGAUGACAUGAAGGAUGAGUUCUAUGAGAGCCUUGAUAAGGCCUACGGAGAGUGCCCAAAACAAGAUGUCAAAAUAGUCAUCGGAGAUGCAAAUGCGCAGAUUGGCAGAGAAAGUUUCUUUCGGCCUGUCAUUGGAACGGAAAGCCUUCAUUCUGUUACCAAUGAUAAUGGUCUGCGCCUUGUGACAUUCGCUGCUGCUAGAGGGAUGGCAAUCAGCAGUACCUACUUCGCACGUAAGAAUAUCCGAAAACACACCUGGCGACACCCGAGUGGUGACACUUGCUCCCAGAUAGACCACGUGCUGGUCGACGGGCGACAUUUCUCGGACGUCAUAGAUGUGAGGUCCUACAGAGGCCCGAACAUCGACUCGGAUCAUUAUCUUGUAGCCGCUAAAAUUCGGGCGCGAUUAUCCAGCGUCACGAGUUCAAGAAACAACAGGACGAUGCGUUUCAAUAUCCAGCGCUUGUCAGCCGAAGGGGUUGCUGCACAGUACCAUCAGAAGCUAGACGAGAGGAUAGGAGAGACCAACGGAUCUGGAGAUGUCAACAGCUUGUGGGGAAGUAUCCACGAAGCAGUGACAACAACAGCGCAAGAGGUGAUUGGUACCGCUCAGCGACGCCAACGUAAUGGUUGGUUUGACGAGGACUGCCAACGAGCGACGAACGAAAAGAAUGCCGCCAGAAGUCGAAUGCUAGUGGCCGGUACCCGGCAGAACAGAGAGCGGUACAGGGUUGCAAGAGCAGAAGAGAAACGAAUCCACCGCAGGAAAAAACGGCAACACGAAGAGAGUGUUAUUGCUGAAGCGCAGGAAAGUAUGGACAGGAACGAUAUGCGGAGAUUUUAUGCAACUGUCAAUGGCGCGCGGCACAAGACUGCGCCAGUGCCCGCCAUGUGCAAUGACCGGGAAGGAAAUUUGCUGACAGACAAAACAAUGGUGGCAGCCAGGUGGAAGGAGCACUUCGAAGAUUUGUUGAAUGGUAGCAGCGAAGGAGCACCCAGGAACAGGAUAAACAUAAUGGAUGACAGUCAAGCAGUGGAACCACCAACACUGGAUGAGGUUAAAAAGGCCCUUAAGGAGCUGAAAAACAGCAAGGCUGCUGGGAAGGACGAGAUCCCGGUCGAACUUCUUAAGCACGGAAGCGAGCAGCUACAUCAAUCAAUCCAUCAGAUUAUUAUAAAGAUUUGGGAGGAUGAAGAAUUGCCCACUAGUUGGUUGGAUGGCCUCAUAUGCCCAAUCUACAAGAAAGGGCACAGACUGGAGUGUGCCAAUUACAGAGGGAUUACCCUUUUAAAUUCGGCGUAUAAGAUACUGUCGCGUGUCCUGUUCAACAGACUGCGACCUCUUGAGGAGUCCUUCGUCGGCGAAUACCAGGCUGGUUUUCGUGAGGGCCGAUCAACGACGGAUCAAAUGUUUACCCUGCGGAUGAUCCUAGAUAAAUUUCGGGAAUAUAACUUGCAGACUCACCAUCUGUUCAUUGAUUUUAAAGCAGCGUACGAUUCAGUGAAAAGAAAUGAGCUUUGGCAGAUAAUGUCAGAACAUGGUUUUCCGGCGAAACUAAUUAGGCUGAUACGCGCAACGCUGGAUGGAUCAAAAUCAAGUAUUCGGAUCGCGGACGAAGUGUCUACGUCGUUUGUGACCUUGGAUGGAUUGAAGCAGGGGGAUGCUCUUUCAAAUUUAUUGUUCAACAUUGCACUCGAAGGAGCGAUUAGGAGGUCAGGCGUGCAGAGGAAUGGCUCUAUCAUCACACGGUCGCACAUGCUCCUCGGUUUUGCGGACGAUAUUGAUCUCAUCGGCAUCGAUCGUAGGGCAGUGGAGGAAGCUUAUGCUCCUCUGAAGAGAGAGACAGCGAGGAUAGGCUUGACGAUUAACUCUACCAAGACAAAGUACAUGAUAGCGGGUAGAGACAGAAGCAGGCCUAGUGGUGUUAGUGCUGAGGUAGUGAUUGAUGGGGAAGUGUUUGAAGUUGUUGAAGAAUUUGUUUAUCUUGGAACACUUGUGACAUGUGACAAUGACGUUUCCCGUGAAGUGAAAAGGCGUAUUGCAGCUGCGAAUAGGGCCUUUUACGGAUUGCGUAGCCAGCUUAGGUCCCGUAACUUGCAAACGCAAACAAAAUUCGCUCUGUAUAAGACGCUGAUUCUUCCGGUUGCCCUCUACGGUCACGAAGCGUGGACGUUAAAGGAGGUAGACCGAAAAGCUUUUGGAGUUUUUGAGCGCAAAGUGCUGCGGACAAUUCUCGGUGGGAAACAAGAAAAUGGAGUGUGGCGCAGACGCAUGAAUCACGAGUUGUACCAAGUGUACGAAGAUGCGAAUAUUGUGAAACGUAUAAAAUACGGCAGACUUCAGUGGGCUGGACACGUAGUGCGAAUGUCGGAAGAAAGAAUAGCGAAAACAAUAUUCAGCAGAGAACCCGGUAGAGGUAGGCGGCUUCGUGGGCGGCCGCGAACUCGCUGGCUGCACGCGGUUGAAGAAGAUCUACGAUCCCUACACGUUCGGGGAAACUGGAGGAACAUCGCCCAAGACCGACGAAGAUGGUGCUCUACUAUACGCUCGGCAUUGGAGUAAAGUUACUUUGUAGCCAACAAGGUAUCAAGGUAGGUACAAUUCCAUCGAAAAUUUUGAAUCAGAAUACCUAAGUCCUGUACAUUCUUCUAUCGAUUCCUUAGAGCACUAAAACCCCUGCUUCAGAGAUUCUUUCAAAAUUUUUCAACGGAUUUCUGCAGAAACUCGCCCUUGUUUAGAAAUUUCUCUUACGAAAGUUUGGCUCCUCUGAGGUUUGCCUGUCGAAUUUAUCCAAGGAAUCUUUCAGGAAUUGCUUCAAGGAUUCCUUCUGAUGUUCCUCCAGAUUUUUUUCAGGAAAUUCUUCAUGGAUCCCUGCAGAACUUCCUCCAAGAACUGCUUUGACAAACCCUCCGAAGGUUCAUUCCAGAAUUACUUUCAUGGAUUCCAUCACGAAUUUUAUCACAGAUUUCUUCAAUAACUCCUCCAAAGCUACCUUCAAGAUUUUUUUCUGAAAAUUUAUUCAGAAAUUUUUGUAAGGAUUUCUUCAAGAGUUUCUCCCUACGCUCAUUCCGGAGUUCAUCUAAUAGUUGCUUCAUGAAUUCCUACAUUUCUACAGAUUUCAUUUGGAAUUCCUCCAAGAAUUCUACUUCGUCAUCUUAUUCAACAUCACUGCUAACUGCUUACUGUUAACAAAACCAAACACUCCACCAAAACCUGAAGACGCUACCCGAUCAAGUGGACCACUGUUUCAGCGGUUUCCAAAGUUACAUGGAAAGCAUCAAUAAGUCAACUUGAGCAACUUUGACACUCAAAGUUCAUUUAAUUUCAAGUCAAGCGUCAGCACCGUAUAUUAUUAAGAACAAAUUUUGUACGGAUGCUGUUUUACCAUCAUAAUAUCGAUGGCACAAAUUUCUCAAAUGGAGGAGAAUGUGCUUGAGAUUAAUAUAUCGACGAUUUCCAGUAAUAGAGGCACUUCUCGGAAUUGGCCAUUUUUGAGAUUUUGAUGGUAUAUGAAGAAAAAAAAACUUUCGUUUCACAAAGACCAGUUCCAAUUUAUGGCUUUUUUAAUCAAUUUUGUGUAAUUAAGGCACAACUUAAAAUCAGUCACAGACACGAAUGCCACAUAAGUGGUAAAGUGUCUUUAAUAAAUAUUAAUAACAAUAAUAAAAUCAGUCAACUCUUUCCAUGAUCGUUGAAAAAUAGUAUGUAAUCCAUAAUUCAUGAAACAUAUAGUCCUUCAGACUUGUCCCAUGAUACGACAAUCAAAAUUCGUUUACUUUUGCCAAAUGCUGUGUUAAAUACGUGAACCUGCAGAAAAAAAAAAUCACAUUUUUUAGCUGUAUCUACUCCUAUUGCAGGAAACCGAGGACAUACCUAGUAGGCUUAGUCACCGUCAGUGCAAUGAAAGGUGCUAACGUUGAUUUUGCAGGACGAUAUCCACAAUUAAAAGAAAAGAUUAAACUUUUCAUUUUUGUCUUAUGUUACAUUGAUUAGAAGUUACAAGGACGUGGCAUUCCCGCCCCCAGCCCACUAAGGCCGUUCGGAGAAAUCCAUGUCGCAUCUUGAACACAAUGGAAAAUCACCGCGCAUGCGUAUGUUUUGAUUGUUUCCACUCCUGAAAUGUUAUGUUUUCGCCUUCUGUGGGACGGUCUGGAAACAAAUCAUCGUUCGCUGCCACCAGCCAGCCGACCCGUCAACGUCGCGACAUGCCAUCCCUUUUCUUUGUUGUUUGGCGGAGGAGGCAAAAAGGAUAAAAAAGGGAAAUGCAUUUGAAGGGAAAAUUUUGAAUGUCAUAGAUAACUAGAAUGUAGUUUUCACCAGUGCUGAAAAUGUCAUGUUGACAUAUCUAAAUUCAACCACCUACAGCUCAUUUUGGAAGCUGAUCCUGAGAAUAUAGUACAUAUAUGGGAAAUUUGUGCGGCUAGACCAGUUCUACAAGAAAGUCACGGAAAAAGUGAAUGAAUAACAAUUGGCAUUUUCGAAGGUAGUCCGUGACAUUUACCUUAAAUAUUUGAAAUAGGCAGUUUUUCCGUGACCUUCUUGUAGAACCUCUCUAAACGCACAAGUUUUUCAUAUACCAUAUUCUCAAGUUCUAUAUGUCGAAAUGACAUUUUCAGCACUGGUUUUCACUUUUCUUUAAUAUGAUUCAAUCACAAAGGUAAUUUGAUUAAGAAUCUAGGUGACCAAAUGUCAUUUUAAGGCAAGUUGUGAGUUUGUUACUAUGAAUUGUUUAACAAAGGUUGCUAUAUGCGAACUAUUGAUAUAAUUUAUAUUUUAUUCUAACUUGAUUAUAACAAAAAUUUUAUUAAUUAAACAUGUUUUAAUAUAACACAAUCAAAACUAUUUUUGGUUAUUGCAUAGCAAACUAGUUAAUAGUUAUGUAUGUAACGAGUUGCAAAAAGUUGAUUUUUUCAGCACGAGUCGUACAUUUAUCCGACGAGGUUUGCCGAGUUGGAUAAAUACGAAGAGUGCUGAAAAAUCGAGUUUUGCAACGAGUUCCAUACUACAUUUUAUGCAAUGAUUUUUUUUCAUAAUGCAACUCAUUUAAGUUGCAUAAUGUUCAUAACGCAACUCAAAUGAGUUGCAUUAUGAACAUUUUGCAACUAUUUUUCAUUAUGCAAUUCAUUUCAGUUGCAUUAUGAACCGGUACGGAAAAAUAGGUCAUUAUGAUACUGAAAUGGGUAGAAUAAAAAAGGAAUUAUAAUACUGAAUUGCAUAAACAUUUUUAAUAAAUUUCUAGCUCGAAAAAUGUAAAAUAUGUAAGAUAUCACUAUAAUGUGUUUUGAAAAAUUUAUUUAACAUACAGUAUCUACUAUUGAAAUAUUUCAAACGCAAAUUUGACUCCGAAUAAUCGGGUCCGACCUGUAUUUCCAGAGAAGAAUCCUUAGAACAAAAUUCUAUUGUUUCAUUUCCAACUCAGUUGAAACUCUGUUAUAAUCGUGUUAUGUAAUUCUGGUCAGAAAGUAGAAUAAACCAACACAUAAAUCUCCUUCAAUUAAAAUUUGCAUAACUGUCUGCUCCUGUUAUGCAGUAAACGAAAUAUGAAAACGACAGCCGCUGUUUCACUGGAAGGGCGAGUUCCAAAAAUAGAUCUGUAGGCACACCAUAAAGGCAGUAAUCUUUAAGGUUAUAAUUACUUUUACCUGUCUUUUUUAAUAACCAGUCCAACUACACAAAAAAAAAAAAAUACAGCUUGAAUUCCCUGAAAACUUUGCUUUCUUUAGGAAAACAAUAAGCAGCACCCCUUUGAUUGCAAGUUAUAAAACCCCUCCUUUGAUGUACAACAGUAUAAAGAAAUCUCUCAUAGCAGCAGCGCGCGUGGAGGUAAAAUCGCGAGGGGUCUUCGGAAACUGGGUUGAUGGGACAGUCAGGUUAAACAUUGCGCUAGGUUCCUGCUGGGGUGAAGUAAGUGCACAGGAAUUUCGGCAACCCCUCUGUAUUCUAUUCUAACAGGAAUUGCACUCGGAAGGGUGAUAAGAUUUAUUUUAGUUUUUUUUGUUCUGGUUUUCUGUAUCGAAUGAAUUGGGAAUUUGGAUUGUUCACGCUUUCAGGAGGGAUGAGGUUAUGCAAUUUUUAAGGUUAAAUCCCUAUUUGAAGCCGGGUAGGUCGAUGCCCUAUGUUUUGCGGUGUCUUUGAGUUCUGUUUCUUCUUGAUAUCAUUCAUCUAUUAUGCCAUGUGAACUCCAAGCCCAAAUUUAAAUUUAUCAAUUGAAACAUUGACUAUCACUUUAUCUCGUUUGAACAUUUUGGAGUCAAUUUACUAUCCAUCGACUCGCUACGCCAAAAGUAUCAAACCAAUUCUGCUGUUGUUAAUAAAAUAAAUUGCUUGUGUCACUAUUAUGCAUCCAGAUCGGAUACAGUGGUAGUCAAAAGUAAUCUGACACGCGUUUUUUUGUCAUUCCGAGAUACUAAUGUUUCCUAAAUCUUAAAAACUAAAGUUCAGAAUUAAUAUUCUGCAUUUUUUAAACUAAACGUUUUAUGCAAAGUGAAAGAAUUGUUCUCGCAAAAUUUCCGCAAUAAGUAAAUUACUAAGUCUAUUUAAAAAUUUACUUACAAUGUAUUCAGAACAAAGGUUUAGAUUUAAAAAUCUAGUGUGAAAACGAUGAAAGAAAAGUAAAAAUGCUAUUUGCGAAGGUUCGCAUCACUGAGUUCAGGGGGCCUCCGAAUCAGGGAAGGUUUCGUACUAUAGUUUGAAUUAAGUUUAGAUUAAGAAUGUUUAUUAGUGAAGGUUUCUCACAAUAACGCAUACAAUUUUUUUAGACUGGUUACACACAUGUUUUUCUGUAUCUAUACUCUCAGAAACUUGCACAAUACUUCAAAAUUGAUUACUCUUUGGGCUACUUAGGAUGAUUGGUAUAGAGCACAUAGAUGUCUUAUUAAUAUCAAUAACUAACUAUUAUCUCUUAUAGAAAUCCAAAACUUCAGAAUGGAACUGAAAUACCUAAGCUUUUGGAAGACCUCGUUGGCUCAAAUUUAGGAGACCCAUUUUUAAAAACAUAUUUUAGAACAAUAUUAAAUGUAUUUACUUCUUGAUACCAAAACUUUUAACUUUUGGGGCCUCAAUCGUAUGAGUUUAAGGCUAUUAUGUACCUCGAUCAGUACUUCUAUAAACAUCCAGAAUCGUAGAACAUUUUUUCAUUCUUAUAUUAUUCGCGAAUUUUAUCUUACUUGCCAGUUUUUCACACAUCCUUUGAAUAAUGUUUUUCAUGUUCUCUGGUAUCCCCUCUGGUACUACCAGAUUCUUCAUUCACUGUUUUGUAAGAUUUCCAGAAAGUUUAAAAGCAUUAAAAAAACUGUCAAAGCUCCGUUAAUCUAAAAAAUGCUUUUUUGAGAUGAUAUUUUCAGAAUACUUCGCUGAUACUUUCAGAAAAUUAUCAUAGAAUAUGUUUCUGGGGCUCACACAACAGAUAUUUUGUGGAUUUUCGAGGAAAAUGUUCUUGCGCGCCUUUCCGACAAAUUGCUUGUGCAGUUCUUCAAAGAUAAAGUGUUUACUUGAAAGCUACUUUGGUUGAACUCUAAUAGUGUUUAAUUUUCUAAAUUUAUUCCAGAAAAUAUUUAGUUUUUUUUUUUUAUGUUUCCCUAAUAGUUUGCUCAAAGUACAUCAGAAUGUGUUUAUGGGGUUUCUUCUUUGAGUUUUCAAAAUUCUAAAUUUUUGGAUGGCUUCCUAACGUGUCACAUACAAAAUAAGUCAGUUUACGACGUUUUUUGAAAUAACACGUUUUUUACGCGGUUUUUUUACGUGGUACCAUUACCGUCGUUAAACAAACUUCAGUGUAUAGAACAAGUAGGGAACUGCGCCACUUGGGCGGUGGCUUAUAUUUUGGUCUGUUUUCCGCUAUAACUCAGUCAAAUUUGAACCAAUUGACACAACUUUUGGAAUGCAGUGAGAUAGGUAUAGUAUCUACCCGUGUACAACAUUUCAAGUCAAUUGGUUCAAAAUUGACUGAUUUAUAGUGGAAAACAGACGAAUAUAGAAGCCACCGCCCAAGUGGCACGAUACUCUAUUUUCAUAAGUUUUUUUUAUCACAAUUAAAUGUAUUUUUUUCAUGGGGGCAUAAAUCUGAUUCUGGACCGGGUACUCAAAACCCGAGCAGAAGAAAAUAACAAGUGACAUAUCAAGGUAUUUAUCUUAAAUACUACCAUACCUUGAUAUGCCCUUCAUUAGGUGGUAAUAAGAGGCAAAUUAACAAAAAUGAAUACCAAAAUUAUGUAUAAAUAAAACCUAGAAAAUAACAGGUCUUGUUAUUUCAAUAAUGAAUGCAUACCUAAAAAUUCAAGUGCUGUAUUUGUUAUUCCGAAGUUAUUGAAUAACAAACUAAUAACAUUUCUUGUUAUUGAAUGUUCCAUUUGUUCAAUGACUUCAUGAUGUAAUAGCAAAUCUUGGUCUUCGGUUAUUUUCACUGCUAUACCAUCAAAUACUACAUCAAUACCAAACUCUGCUCAAAAACUUCCAACUGUUAUUGUGAUGUUCUCAUAACAUUUCGUAGAAUAACGCAGCGAUAACAAUUUUAGGUAUUAGAGCACAUGUCGCUCUUCGCAUUGUAUUUGUAAGGUAUGCCCUUCUGCUCGGGAACCUUGGCUACUCCAGUGAAGAGCCUUAAGAUAAAUUUCAAGAAAAAAUUCUAGCAGGAAUUUUCGAGAAAAUUCUAGAAAAAAUAGUUGCGCAGAUGAUGGGGUAAAUGUUUAGCAGUUCUGGGAUUCGAUUUGAAUAUGUGGUGAGUUUGCUGAGUACAAUCAAACCUCAGAAUUCCAACAUUAUUUCUAGAUUCCUAUACAAAUUGCUGCAAUUCUUUUAAGAAAUUUACGGAGAACUUUGAAGGUAUAUACCUUUAGGAAGUAUCCCUCGAGGAAACUAAAAGAAUCCCAAUUCGAAUCACUGGAGAAAUUUUUGGUGAAAUUUCAGUUGAAAUUUCUGGAGGAACCCGAUGAAUAUUUUAUGUAAAAAUGAGCCGACGAAUAACAGGACAAAACCUUACAAGAAUUCUGGAAGGAUUCCCGCUAGUAAUUUCUUUAUAAACCUCUUCUAGAGGAAUUUCCAGAUGAACUGUUUGAGCGAUUUCUGGAGGAAUCCCUAUCGUCUUUCCUAAAGGCAUCCAUAGAGGAAUUCAUUGGAGAAUUCCUUAAAUGAUUUCUUGAAAAAAUACACAAAAAUUGCUGAAAAAAAAUUCUGGUGGAAUUUUUGGAGAAAUUCCUGGAGGAAUACCAGCAGAAAUAGCUUUACAAAUUUUAGAAUGUGUUCCAAGAGAAUUCCUAGCAAUAAACUCUAGGAGAGUUUUUGCAGGAAUUCCAAAAAAAUCAAAAGAGAAAAUUCCUAAGUAAUAGCAAGAGAUAUACAUGUAGGAAUAUCACGUUGAAGUCUUGAAGGAAUCCCUCGGGAAACCCCCGAGAAAUAUAUACAUAGAAAAAGCCUUAUAUGGAAGGUUAUAGAGCAUUCCUGGAAAAAUUCCCUAAAAAUUGUUUGAUUAAAAUCAGGAGAAAUAACUAAAGACAUCCAUAGAAAUUUGGCUCAAGAAAUCUCUAGAGGUAUUUGCGGGGAAAUCUCUGGAUAAAUCCCCGGUAGAAUUUCUGAUGGAAUGCUAAGAAGAAAAUCCUUAGAUAAAUUCAUAACGCAGUAGUAGGAAUUACCGAGGAAAUCCCCCAGAAACUUCUGGAGGGUGGCCCACACUUAUAUGAAAAACAAAAAUUUUGAAAAAUGCCAAGUCUUACCUCCUUAAUCAGUUGUUUUUUACUCCCAGAAGCUUCGUUUAAAAUUUGAGCAAAAUCAGUUGAGUCUAAGGGGGCGCUCAAAACACUUGAAGUUUGUAUGGGAAACUUGGCCAAAUGUAAGCAGAAAUUUUAAAUAUUCGAAUUUUGCCGCUAGGUGACUCUGUAAGCGUUCAAUAAUCAAACCCUUUGGUGUUAUUGUAGGUUACUAUAUGCCAAACAACUUUGUCGAAGACCGCAAAGUGAUCCAACGUCUGUAAAAAAAGUUAUACCCUAGGCAAAGUAUUGAGAUUUCAUUAUUGAUAUUAUUCCUUUACAUGUAUUAGAAAAACAACAAUAAAGUUUAUCAUCACUUUACCUAGAGUAUAACUUUUGUCACAGACGUUGGAUCACUUUGCGGUCUUCGACAAUAUUGUUUGGCAUAUAGUCACCUACAAAAAUACCUAAGGGUUUGAUUAUUGAACGCUUACAGAGUCACCUAGCGGCAAAAUUCGAAAAUUUAAAAUUUCUGCGUACAUUUGGCCAUGUUUUCCUAUACAAACUUCAAGCGUUUUGAGCGCCCCCUUAGGCCCAACCGAUUUUGCUCAAAUUUUGAACGUAGCUUCUGCGAGUCCGAAACAACUGAUUGAGGAGGUAAGACUUGGCAUUUUUCGAAAUUUUUGUUUUUCAUACAAGUGUGGGCCACCUUAUCUGGAUACAUUCCUUGUGGAGUCCCUGUAGAAAUUCCUGGGUGAAGACCUGCAGGAAUACCAGUAAACAAUUCGGAAGGAAUUCUAGCAGGAGUUUCUAAAGGAAUCCUGCAAAAAUUCUCAGGAACAUAUCUGAAUGAAUGAAUGAAAUCACGGCAGACAAUUAAACGUCCCAUAAUAAAUAACAUACUCCCCAUUGAUAAUUCCAAAAGUGCCAGCAAAAAAAAUAAGAGUGGAAUCAGUAAUAAAUAACAAAAGUUGCAUAAACAAAUAAAAAAAAACAUGUAAGAACACAUCUAAAUUUCCCAUAAAUGAAUGAUUUCCAUGCAAUAAAAAAAAUAUCGAAUAUGUAUUUUUCCCAUAAAACAUGGUAUUUUCUAUAAAUAACUGCGAUAACGAAUUUGAAAUUUCCCAGUAAAUAAAUAUCAAAUAAACCAUAACAAAAUAAAAAUAGCAGUAAAUAAAUGACUUAAUUUCCCAAGAAAAACAAUCGGUUGAUACUUGGAAUGUUUCCACGAUUUUGUAACUAACUAUCCAAGCAUCCAGUAAGUAUUUAGAACAGCACAAGGCGUUUAUUGUUGGUUGGCCGUAUAUACGCCUACAGUACUCGCUUACAGGAGGUUUUGCCAAAAUAACGGGCUGUCUUAGUGCAACACCUUCAGGAAGGUCGUCGCGAAAUGUCAAAGAAUCGUAACAAAAUCGAGCAAAUCAAAACAAACAUAGAUUGUCGUCUGCUUCUGGUUCUCUCAACCCAUCGCUUUCGCGUCCUUCCACACUCCAGCUAGUGCUAGGUGGUACUGCUUUGAUUAUUUCAGUAGUGAUCUGGGGUUAAACUUACGACUCGGAGUUAACUCAAUAUGUUUGCAUGUUUACAGCAAAGACAAUUCAAGCAGUUGAAAUGCAAGUAUCGAAAACUUUUGAACUGCACCGCUUAUGUUAUUUCAAAGCAGUUAUGCUUUUGAGCUGCUUUUGUUAGGCAGUAAAUGGAACUGUAAUAAGUUGUAUGGCUUAUUCAAAUAGUGGUUACCUAAGCAGUUCAUCACCUUAGUGGCGAACCAUAUAAAGAUUUUCAUGAAUUCCGUGAAUUAUCUUGCAAUGUUUGUAACCGAGUAGAACUUCGACCCAUACUUGUUAUGGCGGAUUGCAAAUUAUUUUUUAAGGUGAAGGUUGCUUGAGAUCAUAAGCCUGCCUCCAACGCAAAUCACCCUCUCAACCACCCACUCAAACAAAACAAACUACACGGCGCACAGUGCAUUCUAACUUAGUAAAAGAAGCAAACACAAAUCUGCCAAACUAAAUCAUACUAAGUAUGAAGUCACAACUUUGAGCAUGCCUUCGGUUGUUUUUACACACAUUUAAGUUUUUCAGCUUACCGGCAAAACUCAUUAUCAAAAAAAAAAAAAACGUUUCAAAACUUAAUUUAAUUCCAAGCUGUGUCCAGUAUUUUCUACAUUUAUUUCACUGUGCGUCGUUUUAUUUAGGUUUUUUUUGACAACUUUCACCUCUCUGCUCUCCGCUUGCCUUCUAUCUACCCGUAGAAAACUACCGUGGUGGGGGGUAGAAUUGAUUAGUGCAAUUACAUCUCAUUAACAGCAAAAAAAAAUGUUCUGUUACAUAUUGAUAUCACGAUGGCAAUACGAUUUUCGGAAAAGUUGUCAUGAAUGUAAAAACAGCCUUGUUCGAUGGUAAACGUGGACAGCAAGUUGAUCAAUUUCAUCAUGCGUUGUAUAACACCACUCAGUUCAACGGUAGCCUGAGCAAAGUCCAAUAACAAAAUUACAGCAAAUCGAAAACAUGAUCUGUAUUCAGCAUCAAAUUGAUAUCACAUUUUGAUAUCAAUUUAUCUAUACUUUAUUUGAUUUCAAAUUUUGUUUUCGAUUUUCUGUCAUUUUAAAUUAAUGUAAAUAUUGAAUGUUAAACUAUUUUUUAAAUGUUUUAGUAAACUUUGUAAAGUAAUUCUAGGGAUAUAUCAUAAAUGUUAUUGUAUUAUUGCAUUCAAGAUUUGAUAUUAACAGAAAAAAACGCUACAUUUAAGGAUUUUUCAUUUUUUCGCGCUGAUAACAAAAACAGUUAUCAACUUGCUAUCAUCGAUAGCAGGAAUUUUUUUCAAUUUGAUGUUACAGGAACAUUUUUCUGCUUUCAUUUUUGAUGUUUUAACCGUUAAAACGACCAAAACGACAGCAACCUGAGUUAUCAAAAUUUGCAAUAUCACAACAUCAAAAUUAGUUUUCAAUUUUCUAUCAGACUUUGCUCGGGAGGCUUUUCCGUUCGCGCAAACCGCAAUUAAAUCGAUUUUUUUUACCACAAAUGUGAGAAUCGCGUAGUUUUUCUCGAUAAGCGGAACUUUUCCUAUUGCUGGGAUAAUUUGGUAGGUAAACUGAAGUGAUUUUGAAAAAGUGGUCUGUGCUCGAAUUAAAGAAAAAAGUGCAGCGAGUGCUACAUUUUGGCACAAAAUCGAAGAAAUACUGUGAAAAGUUAUUAGCAGUACCUUCCUACGGGCGUGAAACAUAGUUGCCUACCACAAGUAGCAACCUAAGUGCAUUUUAAGCAGGUAAGCUAGUUUAAUUUGAAGAAUUUGUUAGCCUACUACCGUGCCACAUUGAUCAAGUGGCGAGGGUAGGAAGGAAUAGGGGGACAAAUGACUGCCAUACUGGCUGUCAUUUUGGAGCUCCUGCAACUAUGUUCUUAAGAAUAUGCACUAUCGAUACAUAUCCAUCCACGUAUAUCACAAUGGCUAUUUUGCCAGCGGCUUGCAAGAUAUGCAUCAGAGGAUUAUUGUAUCAAAUUCAUCGAAUAACAAUACAGAAUGAAACAAACUCACCAUUUUAUAUGCAUCCAUUGCUGGCCAAAAGAAGACGGAGGACCAUCGGGAAGAAAUAAAGCGAUAUACAAUAUACCUAUGCGAUCGAUAAGUACUUUUUGCAAUUACGUUUUGAAAAUUAUCACUUUUCAGUUGGCUGAAGUGUCAUGAAAAGGCCUACUUUUCUCUUUUCAUGCAAGUGUGCCGAAAAGUACUACUUUUCGGCACUCUUAAGGGUGUCGAAAAGUAGUACUUUUCGGCACUUUUGCCAGCACACACUUUGCACUAAAUUUCAUGUUAUCCGUAGAUUCGACUGGUGAUUCUACAUCUACUCUACAGCAUGACUGCGAAUCUAGACGACUUUUAUUCCGAUUCCGAUGGCAGAUCAGGUGAGAACGAAGCUGGUGGAGCGUGGAGGUACUUUAGCGACUUCUGCCUUUGUCAACAAACAACUGUUUGACAACGGGAGCUCGAUCAAAUGCUAUACCAUAGCCUAUCUGAUUGAAUAAAAACUACACUGAUGCGCUGAUGCGCAUGGAUGCUCGCACGUGAUUCCUCCUGAUACAUGAUUGUGUUGCGAGAAAUGUUAUACUUAAUGGGUAUUUUUCGUAAUUACAAAAAAUGUUGUAUGCAGCUCGUUGCAAAACUCGAUUUUUUCUGCACUCGUCAUAUUUAUCCAAACCGGCAAGCCUCGUUGGAUAAAUGUACGACUUGUGCCGAAAAAAUCAUUAUUUUGCAAGUCAUUUUGCAACUUGUAGCAUAAAUAGCUAUUAUUUGAUUGGGUAUUAAGAUCAAUUUUAUUCACUUUUUCAUGAUCCGUCAUUGUUAAUAACAACAUUUAGUACGUGUUUUGCUUCUUGAAGAUGAUCGGUAGAUUUUAAACACUUUCCUCAACUGGGGAUUGCUGUUCUUAACCCUCCUAAGAUGCUAGGCUUUUCGCACCACGAUGGCGUAGUGCACGAUCAGCGUGCCUGUCUGGGUCAUAUUGACCUCAACAUCCUACUAGGGUUGAACAUUCGAUCAAAAAAUGUAGACACCAUGAUCAAUUUAUGAACGCCACUGUUAAGUCUGCGACCAGUCAUAGCAAAAAAUGUCCCCGAUCAAACCAAUUAGAGUACAGUUAGCGCUCAAAUUGCAUCGCUCGCAGCUUAUUUUUCCUUUGUCUUCAUAUCUAAAAAUGGGGACAUGAUUCGAUUUUUUUUCCCUGUUUUUGCAACAAUUACAAAAAUGGCCCGUUGAAAUGUGAGUACGCACCGGUAAGCAUUUCAUGGCCAGAGGCCCUACGGAUCCCCGAAAGCCUACCAGACAGAUUGGGGACAUCGUUUCGUCAAAAAAACAAAACCUCCGCAAAAGUGCCCGAUCAGAAAGGCGUAACAAAAUUAUAACCGAUUGAGUUAUUUAUUUCAAAGAUUUUUCAUAACAGAAUGAGUUAUAAAAUUCGCCGGUUAGGUGUUAAAAUAACAAAAAAUAUAACUGAAAUUGCUCUAGCCAUAACAUAAUUAUAACAGGUGUUGAUACAAUUUUAACAAAUUUAUAACAACGUGAGAUAUAAUAAAAAUUGGAAUGAUCAAAAAAUUAUAACACAUGUUGUUAUAAAUUAGAUAUAAAUAUAUUGGGUAAAAAUUGAGUUGGGUAAAUUUUAACUCAUUUUUGGGUAAUAUUUUUAAGAGUGUUAUUUAUUUUUAGCGAGAAGUUUUAGUAUAUAAAAAAACCCUCACCCAGACGGGAAUCGAACCAAGGACGCCAUCUUCAUCUGCAAUCCGGCGCCUUUAUCAAUGAGGCCAUUGCAGUACUUGAAGUGGAGGGCGGUAUAUGAUCAAGUGGUUCUUCGUUUUAGCAGCUGGUAGACUCAUUUGUCCAACAUACAGUGGAGAGAAAAUAUGACGUCACAUAAAAGUGUUCUCGAUACAGUUGAUCGCAAUUACGUCAUCUUAGGAUAUUAUAACAAAACAGGAUAUAAUUUGGUUAUAGAUGUAACUCAAGAAUUUGCUCUGCAUUUUGGCAUGCUUUAUCUCAUGAUUCAGACCAGAAAUAAAUGUCGUAUCUUCAUCAAAGUUGUAGAGAUAGUUAAUAGCUCUUAUAUAGUGAAAAGAGUGGUAUACAAUUUCACCUUCUCUUGGUUCUAGCGAGCAAUUAAAUCAGAACAUUUCGACAUGUGUUAUUAAAUAAUUAUCUAAUGUUCCUCACCAUCAAGGAAGUUCCUGCCUACGGCAAAGCUAUGCAAAUUUCACCGCUUCGUGGCGUUAGUGUGUAUUUCUGGAGAUUGUCAGAUUUAGAUGGCUUGUGAAAUAAAAAAUGAAGUGUUUAAAGCACAAUUUAAACAUUACAUGGUACUUGGUACAAGAAUUGGCAUAAUAAAGCAAUUCCGUGGCGUUUGCUUUGCCUCGUGAUCUCAUAUAAUGUUUUUAUUUUCAGCAAAAAUAGUUUAAACAAGAAAUUCCCCCACUAGUUGAAAGCACGUGUUCGGCAUUUGCUUCGGCAUUUGUUUCAUUGAGUAAAUCCUAUUUGAAUAACCGCUUUAAAAUUGUGGAAGUUAAAAGAAAUCAUUGAAGCCCGAUCGGUACUCUAUCGGGAGUGCCACAAGGAUCGGUUUCAGGACCAUUAAUGUGAGCCUUAUUCAUUAACGGCCUUCGUUCAUCUUUGAGUAUGUAAUAUCCACACCACAUAUUUGCAGAUAACAAGAAGCUGUAUUUCUUCUGAAUUAAUAUGGAUGUCAAUUGCAUGGCAAUGAAACGUGACUAACGACAUGGCGUGAUCAAAUUAAUUUCAAAGCUCCACAAAUUAUUUUGUUAUUAAUCAAUUCUUCAAAAACUAAGGUGAUUUUCAUUUGCAGACGACUAAUUGUUUCAGUUGUAUCAUGUUAAUUCAAUAACAAUGAUAAAACUGCAAAUUUCUGAAUAAUUUAUUAAAAUAAUCUUGAAUGGGACUACAAACUGCAAAACCUAUGGAGGAUUGUGAAGCUUAAAACUAACUUCAGGAAUGGUAACAGUUUCAAUGAAAGUCAUCCUUUUCAUAUCCAUUUUGUUGCCUCACUUAUCAUAGCUUCAUGUGACCGUUUGAGAGUUGCAUUAACCCUAGUAGGAAGUUGGGGUCAAUAUGACCCAGACAAGCACGCUGAACGUACACUACGCCUUCGUGGUGCAAAAACCUAACAUAUUAGGAGGGUUAAAUCACUGCAUACAGUAUGCGGCAGGAAAAAAUGCGAAAGUGUUUUUCAGCUUCAAACCUCAUUUUCGUCCAUUUGACGUUAACCAAUCUAUGUUUCAACGUUCCAUGAUCUCUAACAGGCCAAUUUUCUGAAAAGUUAUUCGAAAAAAAACCCUUUUUGGUCACAAACCUUCUAAAGACGGCGCCUGAUACAGAAGACAAUCAAAAUUUUCAAACCACUGAAAAGUACACAGGUCGCUAAAUUUCAUAAAUGAUAAAAUAAAACUUUUAAUUUUCUCUACAAUACCAUCAUUUAUAUGUGUUUAUUUCAUCUGGUAUGUCAAACUACAUGGCUCUGGACUAGUAUGGGCUGGUUUUUCAUCGAAUUAAAGCUAAUUUUUUUUUAACUAUUAUAGCCAUUUUGUCUUGGGCAUUAAAUUUGACUAGAUACUCUAGUGUGGCUCACCUACAAUGACAACUGCUGGGAUACUCAUUUCUUAUUUUUUUUAACUACGUUGCUGUGCGAUGCUAUAUAGUAUCAUUCGCUAAGGACCUAAAUAUUGUGGCAACAUCACUAAGAUACUGAUGAUCUUAAGGCUUAAGCAUCCGUCAUCAUUUUUCGGAAAAUAAAAAGCAGUUUUCGCGCUGUAAAUCAAAAUAUUGACCAUGAAAAUAUAUUCACUGCAUUCUAUUCCUCAUGCGGAAUACAGUGAAUAUAUUUUCAUGGCAAAGACUUUUGUUUUGAUCGAAAAAACUGCUUUCAAAUGAUGACGAUGAUUUAAAUGACUUUUUUUUGUUUUUAUUAAUGUGUAUUUUAACACAAAGCUAAUUCUACACUUCAAUGACGAAUUGUUCAACGUUAACCAGCCGCAGUUUAUUGCGGAAAUAUUGCGCGUGUUUGAUUUGUACAAGGCGGCUUAUACAUGAUAACUCCCACCCGGCGGCUGCAAAAACAGUUUUAGCCAAGGUGCACAGAUUAUCAAAAAAUCGAUUUUGAACUUCCAAUAAGGGAUAACCCUGAAUCUAAAUACAAGUAUGUCAAUAAAUAAAUUUAAUGAAUAACCUGAAUUUUCUUAAAGGUCUGGAUCACGAUUCGAACUUGUCAAAAAUCCUAUAUUUUACAAGCGCGGUAGCACAAAACAGCGGCUGAAUUGCGUAUCAAACACCACCUAUAAAAUAUUAAUUUGACAUAAACUGCAUUUUCAAAACUAUAACUGAGUUUGUUAUAAUGUUCAUAUAAAGAUGAUCAAAAUCAUUUUUUUUUGUAUUAUAACUGACCUUGUUAUAAUUCUGAUAUAAUUAAAUCAGGUUUUCAAAUAAUUUUUGUCAAAUAUAUCUAAAUAUAACAAACGUUGAUGUAUCUAUCAACCGCUGAUAUAAUUUUGUUAGAUUUUUGUUAUGCCUUUCUGAUCGGGUGAACGACCAAGUUCAUGGCCAUCCGUUAACCGACAAGCACGUUGCCGCUGCAAUUGGCACGCGGCGCGGUCCGGUUACUUUUGGGCCACGUUUGGAGUUUUGGACACUCUUUGGGUUCGAAUUUCGCACUGACUGGUUGGUUGGUCGGUUGGGCGGUGGUUAUUGUUAGGAUGUAGUGUCCCAUCAAUCACCGACAUGAAUAUGGACGGAUGAUUUCUCAAAACAAACAGUUUACCAUACGGAUGGCCUUUUGUUGACGUAGGCAAACAACAUGCGCAACUGAACCGAACGAAACGGAACGGAAGAAAGCGUGGUGGCUGUUAGGUGUGCGUUGGCGUUUCGAUGGGGGUUGGAAUGGGAUGAAGCGUGAGCAUUGGGGUUCGUGUUCAAGGAUACUAGAACACGUGCAACUGUAUUGUCCUGGCCGCGCCGCCGUGCCAGCCAGACAUCGUCAUAGGGAUUCAUAACCGUGGGCGGGCUUAUCGUUAGUGGUGUAUGUCAUUGAUGAACUUCGCGACCCACGUCUACGUGGGAUGGAGCACUAAUGCGAUGUUUGUUCGUGCCUACUACUGUUAUGCAGUAAUGAUUUGUUUAGACUAAAUUUAAAUUGUUUGCGUUACUUGCAACUAAUGAUGCUGUUAUUCUGCAGUAUCAUUUUCAGUUUUACAAUAACAUACCGGAAUACUGCAAUUAAAUUAUCCAAUUUAGCAUAGUUGUUUACAGUUCACAGGAGAUGACGACUGCAGCAAUUUCUUAACAUACUAUUGUAAGUAAAUAAAUAAAGUCGUUGUUAACAGUUUUAGUUUUGUUUUUAUGACCAUGUAUCAUGUAAGGAAUUGAUACUUAUCGCGCUGUCUAAGCAAAUAUAUUUAGUUAUGUCAUUAGAAUCUGCUGUUUUUAUGGGUGCCUCCGAUAUUUGCAAGUUUGGCUUUGAGCUACCUGCAUUUAAUCCAAAAUUCGUAUUCAAAUAAGCAAAAAAAGCGCGUGAGCGUGAGGCGAUACGCCUGCUGGAAUUUUCCCUUCUUGCUUUUAAUGAAAUACGUGGAAGAUCCAUCGAACUCUUUACAGCAGCAAUAAUAGAAGGAAAAGGAGACGCAUGGUAGUUGAUGAUACAUAUCCUGAUGAACUCUUAUACAAAAACGGUAUUUAAAAAAGUUGUUUCGGUUUAUUAGAAUGGAACGGAGCUAUAAACGUUAAAUCUUAACGCAUUAUUAGAUAAUCGCAUAAUCUCUCGGUCAAAAUCCAUAAGCUGAAACUUUCAGCUUUCUAAUAGUAAGUUCAGGUGUAAGAUCGGUGGUUGCAAAGAUUGUGAAGAGCGCGUUAUCAUGAUAAAAUCCAAAAUGGUGACCAAACCCAAGAUGGCAUUUUCCACUUCAACUUAAAGGCCUAUAUAUUUUUAGGCCUAUUAAAAAGUAGAGUUUUUGAAGAUUUUCAACUGUAGCUUUUAUCGCGUGAUAUCUGACAAAUCAGAUAAGUUUUCGUGACUACUUUUGAUUGAACAUUCCGACGUAUUGACAUGUUUUUUUUUUGUAUUUUACAGUGAUUUUAGAGGAGCCUCUGUAGAUCUUUCUUGAGUUAUCUGGAAAAUUUCGAUACGGAUUGGAAAUAGCCAAAUACGUUCGAAAGUCGAUAUGCCCGUAAACAAGAAUGAGGCUGCCCAGCCAACACAAAGUCGUAUAUGACGUAUAAUAGGAUGCUAAAGUGGAGGCCAUAUGCGUACAUGUUUCCAUCUAACCGCGUGUAAAGUGUUUGCAUAUCGCCUCCACUUUAGCAUCUUAUUUGACAGCAUAUGCGAUCAUGUGUUGGCUGGGUGAAUAUUUUCAAUGAACAUUCCGAAAUGUGAAAUGAACAUUCCGAAAUCUGAAAGAAUCCGCAGAGAAAUUCCCAGUUGCAUCCCUGUAGGAAAUCUUGGAGGAUUUAUUGGGAAAUACAUAAGGGUAUACCCGGAGCAAUUCAUGAGGAAUCUCUAAAGGAUUUUUUGCUGGAACCCAUGAAUGAAUUCAUGCAUGAACUUCUGAUAGAAAUCAUGCGUGGAUCUCUGGAUGAAUCUCUGAAGUAAUUCAUGGAGACAUUUCUUCGAGGAUUUCCAAUGGAAUCCCUGGAGUGGUUCCUGAAGGAGUUUCUGGAGGAGACCGGAAUUUUGCAUAAAUUUUUGAAUGUAUAUGUGGAAGAAUUUUUGAAGAAAGUGCAAGGGGAAUUUAAAAAGAAAUCAUUCACGGAGACAAAUUUCGUUCGUUUGAAACAAAAAUAUUCAUGUUUAUUCGGUAAACUGAUAAAAUUUUUAAAACUAAAAUAUUAAUUUUUAAAACUAACUCAAUUACAUAUUGAUUUCUACAAUACCCAUUGAAGAGCCCCCCGUUCCGCCGUCGAGAACAUAAACAAAACUCUCAAGUUCCAGCUGCAGCACCAAACAAGAU